Microthlaspi erraticum is the source of this 354-nucleotide messenger RNA. The record is from the annotation of a GenBank genome assembly. Lineage: Eukaryota; Viridiplantae; Streptophyta; Magnoliopsida; Brassicales; Brassicaceae.
AUGCCUCCCAUACCACCCAUGCCUGCUCCAGCUCCUGCUGAUUCGCUUUCGUCUUUAGGAAGCUCCACCACUACCGCUUCAGUUGUUGUCAACAAAGAUGACACACUAAACAACAACAACAAGGUUUCCUGUUUCAUCAUAAGAAGUCGGAUUCUUCGUGGUCACUCAUCACUCAUCAGCAGGGAUUCUCGGAAAGAAGUCGUGGCUCACUACGGAUGCGAGACUUGGGGACUUACACGACCUCAAGGCUCUUGCAUCUCCUCUUUCUAUACCGAAAUAUUUAAGAGCAAGAAGGAAGAGGCUAUAGUCCUUGCUUACACCGAUGUUGGAUUGAUUUUGUUUACGUUGAUCUAA